Molecule: messenger RNA, 1177 nt
Organism: Ceratotherium simum simum (southern white rhinoceros)
Lineage: Eukaryota; Metazoa; Chordata; Mammalia; Perissodactyla; Rhinocerotidae
Gene: MRPS27
Product: mitochondrial ribosomal protein S27
Cellular component (GO): mitochondrion
Molecular function (GO): protein binding
Source: RefSeq, a predicted model, not a curated record
GAUGCCUGCUGUCUGCAGCUUACGUGGACAGCCACAAGUGGGAGGCGAGAGAAAAAGAACACUGUCACCUCGCUGAUCUAGCAUCUUUAAUGGAUAAAACAUAUGAGAGAAAGUUGCCUGUUAGUUCUUUAACAAUAUCACGGUUUGUGGACAACAUUUCAUCUCGAGAAGAGAUAGACCACGCAGAGUAUUACCUUUACAAAUUUCGACACAGCCCCAACUGCUGGUACCUGAGAGACUGGACCAUCCACACGUGGGUCAGGCAGUGUCUGAAAUACGGUGCACAAGACAAAGCCUUAUACACCCUUGUAAAUAAGGUUCAAUAUGGAGUUUUUCCAGAUAACUUUACAUUCAAUUUACUGAUGGAUUAUUUCAUAAAGCAAGAAAAUUACAAAGAUGCUUUAUCCGUGGUUUUUGAGAUCAUGAAGCAAGAAGCCUUUGAAGUACCUUCCACCCAACUUCUCUCGCUCUAUGUUCUAUACCAUUGCCUGGCAAGGAAGACAGACUUCAGUUGGGAAGAUGAGAGGAAUUUUGGGGCAUCCCUGUUACUCCCAGGCCUCAAGCAAAGGAACACAGUGGGGCUGAGUUCCCAGCUGUAUGGCCUUGCACUUCUUGGGAAGGUGGAGUUGCAGCAGGGGCUGCGGGCUGUGUACCAGAACAUGCCUCUGCUGUGGCAGCCAGGCUACCUCGACCGAGCCCUUCGAGUGAUGGAGAAGGUGGCCUCCUCCCCAGGAGACGGAAAACUAUGUGGAGAAGCGCUCGAUGUGCUGGACAGAGCGCUGACGGCUGUGGCCGCUCCGGCCCACGGGUCUUCAGAGGAGCAGCCCCGAGAAGGUGAAGACAGCCAGAGGUCAGAAGAGCUGGUGGAACAGAUGGACGUGGAGGAAACGGAACAGUCCAAGCUUCCCCAGUACCUGGAACGAUUUCAGGCCGCACAUUCUCAGCUUCAGGCUCUGGGCAGAGUUGAGUCGGGAAGCCUUUUGACUCUGACCACCCAGCUUGUCCACGAGCAGCUCCCCAGCUGUGAAGCAGAGGACAUCGCCACCUAUGAGCAGAAGCUGCAGCAGUGGCGUCUGGAGUGGGGAUGCCUGGUUCAGAGGGAACGGGAGCAGAGGGAGAGGGCGAAGCAGGAGCACCAGGCUUGGAGAGCAGCCAAGGCGUCUGCCUGACGGGGCCC